AUGCCGCGCCGCUCCAAGACCUGCCCCAAGUGCAAGAAGCGUUUCGCCACUCAUGGCAACAUGAAGCGCCACCAGAAGAAGAAAGCCUACCGUAACCGAUACGACUAUCUCAAGCGCCUCGGCCGUCUGCACGAGUAUCAAGUCCCCCUCCCACCAUUCGACGGCCCUCCACCAGCCCAGACGCUGCCCCCACGACGGUCGACACGUCGCUCGACCACGGCCGUCGAAUCGUCGGGUACUGUCCCGUCAAUUAUCGGCCCAUCAUUGUCCAUGUUCAACUACUACAUGGACGGGCGCGCAGUUGACAAAUUCUAUGAUUAG
Phytophthora sojae is the source of this 321-nucleotide messenger RNA. RefSeq lists its product as hypothetical. NCBI's taxonomy places the organism in Eukaryota, Oomycota, Peronosporomycetes, Peronosporales, Peronosporaceae. Bases 1 to 321 code for a protein of 106 amino acids. The record is from RefSeq and is a predicted model, not a curated record. The transcript is spliced from 2 exons.